Perca flavescens (yellow perch) is the source of this 1725-nucleotide messenger RNA. Its product is annotated as mucin-2-like. The record is from RefSeq and is a predicted model, not a curated record. The transcript has 3 exons. NCBI's taxonomy places the organism in Eukaryota, Metazoa, Chordata, Actinopteri, Perciformes, Percidae. The coding region runs from base 26 to 1648 and encodes 540 amino acids.
UGUGCCGUCACAAAGAGGCGCGGCCAUGCUGCCCCAAAGGUUUUCCAUAACUCCUCCUUUUAAAGAAGGGAGACUCAGUUUAGAUCACACCCCCUCUGCCGUGCCAUUCUCCCAGCCACCUCCUCCUCCUCCCCUUCCUCAUUCCUCAUAUACCUCUCGACUGCCUGUCUCUUCACUGCGAUGCAACAGUGGCAAAGGAAUAGCCCAAGCAUUACACAUUUUUAAGCCAGAGGUUUUGUCCUGCACAGUGCCAGAGCCCAUAAAGUCGCCCACACAGGUUCCACCACGGCACAAGUCAAAUGUGGAAGUACACAAAAGCAGCAUAAUCCCUGAUAUUGAGCUGCAAGUAAAAGACCCUUAUGACGAGCUGUUGUCCAUGGUUCUGGAUGGUUCUACCAGUAAAGACGAUGCUUACUUUUCAAGAUUGUCUUUGGUAGAUUCCCCACCAGCUACGCUAACCGAUGAAUCCCAGAGCAGGUUUACACUAAAAGUAGAAGAAUCCCAUCAGCCAGCAGUGAAACCCGCAGCAGUCACUCCAGCCAGCGACUCGGCAGGCAGCGUUCGGUUAGAGGUGCAGUUUCACAAGCCUAUGACAAUGGAGCCACUACCCAUCACUUGGGGAGGGCAUUCAAAAACUCUGAACGAGCAACCAGUCGAGCCUCAGAGACCGCCAUCGGUGACAGGAAGGGGAUAUACUGAGUUGUUCAUUGAGGAAGAGGAUGAAGCUAGAGAGGACAGAGAGGAGGACAUUAAAGGUUUAAAUGAGAGACUCAGUCCACAGGCUGAUGUCUCUCCUUCCACUUUGACACGGUUUCCUCCCCCCGGCCUCCCCUCACCCUCCACACCACCGCCUCUGACAUCCUUACCUCCCCCUUCCUCUUCUUCUACUUCUGCGUUCACUCCUUCUUUAUCUUCUACUUUCACUCCUUCUUCAACUUCUACUUCUUCCUAUGCUCCUUUAUCUUCUACUUCUUCUUUGACUCCUGUAUCUACUUCUACUUUCACGCCUUCUUUAUCUUCUACUUCAUUAUCUACUUCUUUCACUCCAUCUUCCACUUCUUCCUUUAAUUCUUCAUCUUCUACUUAUUUCACUCCUUCUCCAUCUUCUACUUCUUCUUUCACUCCUUUGUCUUCUUUCUCAAAGUCACAACAGCAGGAUCGUAACACCAUCCCUACCUCUCCCCCUAUCUCCCCUCGGCCCCCAUCCCUGCCUCGCCUCAUGACAUCACCGCUCCCUUCAGUCUCUCCCUCUCCGCCCGUCUCACCAGGUCCUUUUCACUCCUGUCAGCCCUCUUCAAACGUUCCCUCACAGCGCUCUGUCUGUCACCCCCCAAGCUCUCCCUGUCUGUCUCAUCUGGUCACGUCCUGCCCCAACUCAGAGUCGCCUAUUCCCCCUUCCGCCCUGACUCCCCCUAAACCCGCCUCUCCUCCCCUCGCCACUCCGCGCUCUCCCCCAACUGUACCCCAUCCAGGAUGUAGGUCUCCCAAGGUGAAGGAUCCAGUUGUUGGUGGUAAACCUCCUCGUAGCCCCAUCUUGUUCCGGAGAUCCUAUCUGUCCCCCAUUAGAGGGCGAAGGGUAGGGGGGCAUGUCUUCAUUCAACCAUGCUCAUAUUGUACACUUGUCUCUGCGCAGGAAGGAAAUCUUUAGAAAUAAGUAACCAUAUAAUUCAUGACCUAUACACUACCGGUCAAAAGUUUGGGGUCACUUACAAAUGUCCAUUCCAC